AUGUCCGAGAAGAAAGCUGAAACAAUCAAUUCAAAAGAACAAGAUUAUAGUGAAGGUGAAAUAAUUACAAGUUAUAAAUCACCAACUGCAAAUUUAGAGCUAAAAGAUGCAGAUGAAGCAAUGGGAAUUGCCCUUGAAUCUAAAGAUCUUGGUAUAGAACUAGAUUCUAAAACUACUAAAAAAUUAAUUAGAAAAAUUGAUCUUUAUAUCUUACCAUUGAUUGGAUUUUUAUAUGCUUGUCAAUUCAUGGAUAAAACUACAAAUUCUUAUGCUGCAGUUAUGGGUUUAAAAACUGAUUUAGGAAUGAAAGGUGAUCAAUAUUCUUGGACUGGUACUGCAUUUUAUAUGGGUUAUCUUGUUUUUGAAUUUCCUGCAAAUGUAUUAUUACAAAGAUUCCCAUUAGCUAAAACAACUGCAACUUUCAUAUUUAUAUGGGGGGUUAUCUUGUGUUUACAUGCUGUACCAAAUUAUGCUGGGUUUAUAAGUUUAAGAUUUCUUUUAGGUGUUUUUGAAAGUUCAAUUUCUCCUGCAAUGAUUAUAUUAACAAGUCAAUGGUACCCUAAAGAAAUACAAUUUCAAAGAACUUGUUUUUGGUUUUCAUGUAAUGGUAUUGGUAUAAUUAUGGGUGGUGCUAUUGCAUAUGGAUGUUCAAUCCAUGCAGAUUCAUUCUCAUUUGAAGCUUGGAAAUUGUUAUUUAUUGUUACUGGUUUGAUGACUAUAGUUUUAUCAAUUGCUUUUAUUUUACAUAUACCUGAUACUCCAUCAAAAGCAUGGUUUUUAAAACAAGAUGAAAAAUUAAUGCUUGUUGAAAUUAUUAGAAGUAAUCAACAAGGUUUUGGUAAUAAACAUUUUAAAAAACAUCAAUUCAUUGAAACUUUAAAAGAUCCUUUAACUUGGUUAUAUUUUUGGUAUGCAUUAUCAAGUAAUAUACCAAAUGGUUCAUUAUCAAAUUUUGGUAGUAUUUUAUUAUCAGAAGAUUUUGGUUAUAAUGCCUUUGAUAGUCUUUUAAUGAAUAUGCCAUGUGGUGGUGUUGAAUUUGUUGGAUGUAUUGGACUUUCCAUGUUGGCUUAUAAAUUACCAAGAACUAUAGUCUCCAUUAUGGCAGGAAUCAUAUCAUUAUUUUCAUCAUGUCUUUUAGCAUUUGUGGAAAAUAAUAAUAAUGCAAGAUUAGCUGGUUAUUAUUUACAAUAUGUUUAUCCAUUAUCAAUGAUGUGUGCAUUAUCAUGUUUUGCAUCAAAUACAGCAGGUCAUACUAAGAAAAUUUCAACAACUGCUAUAUAUUUCAUUGGAUAUUGUAUUGGUAAUUUAAUUGGUCCACAAACUUUUACUACACCUCCUUAUACUGCUGGUAAGAUUGUUAUUGUUGUUUGUAAUCUUUUGUCAUUAUUAAUUAUAGUUGCAACUUUUUUCUAUUAUAAGUAUUUAAAUAAAAAGAAGGAUGAAAAUUUGAUGAGUAUGAGUGAAGAAGAUUUGAAAUUAUUUGAAAAUUCUGAAUUUGCAGAUUUAACUGAUAGAGAAAAUCCAAAAUUUAAAUAUAGUUUAUAA
Molecule: messenger RNA, 1545 nt
Organism: Hansenula ciferrii
Lineage: Eukaryota; Fungi; Ascomycota; Saccharomycetes; Phaffomycetales; Wickerhamomycetaceae
Exons: 1
Coding region: 1-1545 (514 amino acids)
Biological process (GO): dipeptide transport; tripeptide transport; transmembrane transport
Cellular component (GO): plasma membrane
Molecular function (GO): dipeptide transmembrane transporter activity; allantoate transmembrane transporter activity
Source: RefSeq, a predicted model, not a curated record